Messenger RNA from Hibiscus syriacus, 419 nucleotides. RefSeq lists its product as uncharacterized. The transcript has 3 exons. The record is from RefSeq and is a predicted model, not a curated record. The coding region runs from base 93 to 404 and encodes 103 amino acids. Lineage: Eukaryota; Viridiplantae; Streptophyta; Magnoliopsida; Malvales; Malvaceae.
UGCUUCCUUCAUCAUCAAAUUACCACUUCACCAUUUUCUUUGUGUUUUUUUUUUAGUUCAUUUCACUCAAAGAGAGAGAUUUAUAUACAAUCAUGGGCGAUUCUUCGAAAUCUUAUAUACAUAUGGUGCAGCAUCUGAUAGAAACGUGUUUGGUCUUCAACAUGACGAAAGAAGAGUGCUUGCAAGCACUUUCCAGGCAUGCAAACAUCCAACCUAUCAUCACUUCUACAGUGUGGAACGAGCUUGAAAAGGAAAACAAGGAAUUCUUCGAAGCCUAUUCAGUGUCUAAAAGCAAGAAAGAGCAGCGAAUGUCAGAGGAAGAGACAAGUCAAAUCAUCCAAAAAUGGUCUCAGAUUCAUCUAAAGAUACCGACAAAUGUGUUUAUUGCCACAGUUGUCUAUUAACGCUUUAGGAAGAAA